Oncorhynchus mykiss (rainbow trout) is the source of this 3235-nucleotide messenger RNA. RefSeq names its product TCDD-inducible poly(ADP-ribose) polymerase (gene tiparp). Lineage: Eukaryota; Metazoa; Chordata; Actinopteri; Salmoniformes; Salmonidae. Gene Ontology annotation, molecular function: zinc ion binding; NAD+ poly-ADP-ribosyltransferase activity. The record is from RefSeq and is a predicted model, not a curated record. Gene Ontology annotation, cellular component: nucleus.
GACUGUUGGGUUAUAGGAGAGCCCCAGGCAACCAUGGAUACAACUUUGCAUAGCCUGCAGAAACCGACAGCCUCAACCGACAAGGUCCUGGACGGUGGAACGGGACUCGCUUUGGAUAUGAGUAUGGGGGACCGGGAAUUCACGGAACAAUCGAUUAGACUUACCGACAAAAUCCCGUUAGUGAAGCCCUAUUUAAAAAAAAAAAAAGGACAGAGGAAACUAGACUCAAAAUGCCUCCGUGCGCUCCAGGACCCGAUCCUGACCACAUUACUGAGUACAGAUGCACUUGUUACCGGAGACGGGGUGUUUGUUCCCCGGAACCCUCCGACAAGGACAGCGGGGAACCUGUGCACUGCGGCGGUGGUCAAACAGGCGCGGAUUGGUGGGCCUGUGUGUCUGAAAGAUUCGGGAGCUACCGGAGUAACGGCUAUGAUUACCGGCGACACUGACACAGAAAUGGCGGACACCGCCGCCGAGUUGGACGAGACAGAGAGGGGGGUAACCAAGAUACCGGUAGAUCUCCAGCGCGUGACAAUAGACUCUAACGAACGCAGAUUCCAGCUCAAACGUGUCCCCCGGGAGCGCGAGGUGGGGGCGGCAACCCCCACACCAGAUACCCCUCUAGUAUCCCCUCCAAGCCAGGGGGGCAACACGAUGAGUGACCUCUUCGCCUCUAAAGCCUUGCGGGGGCCAGAUUGUCUGACCAUCAAAGACAGUACGAACACCCCCAGUCUGCAGGCCGACAAAGGCGAGAUAUUUCAGGAUAAAAGCGAAGAGGCCUCCCUGGAUCUAGUGUUUGAUCUGCUAACCCAGCUCCAGUAUCACACGCACCAAGCCGACGCGGUUUCGAUCUGCGUGGAUUUCCUGCAGGGGUUGUGUGUGUACGGGAGUGACUGCGCUUACCACCAUACUGUGCUCCCCUACCACUGGCAGAUCCGCAGGAGUGAUACUGAAAGCUGGCAAAGCGUGGCGGAUGAUUCGCAGGAACAGUUGGAGAGGCUUUACUGCAAUCCGGACAAUGAGCAAGUCAGGCUCAAAUAUCAGGGUCGUGUGUUUUCCUUAGACUUCAGUGCCAUGCGUGUAUGUGACCUGGAGUUCGACCACGUCAGACGGUUGACCACUCCCUCCAGCCCUGCCUCCCCACCCCCAAACACAAACCCCGCCCCUAACUGCCACACAGUGUGGAAAUACUACUGCAGAGACAACUUCGGCUGGAGAGAAUAUUCUGAGCCGGUGGUGCGUCUGAUAGAGGAGGCUGGUGGUCGUGGUCUGAAGGAGGUCCGGUUCAUCACCCUACAGAACCACUACAUCCUCAACAUCAGAGAGGGCUUCCAACAGAACGCCGUGUUCGGCUUCAGACGCCAGAUCAAGAAACGCCCCCUCUUCCUGUCCUCCGUGGUCCUCACGCCACACCUACAGACUCUUGGUGGCCUCUCCUCUUUCCCCAUCUCCUCCUCCACCCUGGAUCUGUCUGUCUCUCUCCCCCUCUCUCCCACCUUCACCAACCCUCCCAGCGUAUUCCCGGAAACAUGGUUACCCAUGACGACCAGCCAGGACUUCCUGCAGGUUCCGGUAUCCCGUGACGACCGGAGCUAUCGGACCGUCUACACCCUCUUCCACAAGACGGUGUCCGAAACCAAGUUCCGCAUCCUGAAGAUCCUCCGCGUCCAGAACCCCUUCCUCUGGGAGAAAUACAAGCGGAAGAAGGAGUACAUGUCUCGUCGUCUCUCGGAGAUGGACAGGAUGCUGAGCGAGCGUCACCUUUUCCACGGCACCUCCACUGAGGUGGUAGAGGGCAUCUGCAAACACAACUUUGACCCGCGUGUCAGUGGCAAACAUGCCACCAUGUUCGGACAAGGCUCCUACUUCGCCCGCAAGGCCGUCUACUCCCAUAACUUCUCCAAGCGCUCUCCUAAAGGGAUCCACUCCAUGUUCCUGGCCAAAGUGCUCACUGGCAGGUUUACAGUGGGGAACCCCUCUAUGCGUCGGCCGCCCCCACUCAGCCCCCGCGACCCUUCCAGUGACCUCUACGACUCGUGUGUAGACAACUGGGUGGACCCCCAGAUCUAUGUUAUCUUUAACGACGACCAGAGCUACCCCUACUUUAUCAUCCAGUACGAAGAGGUUCCCAGUACCGUGGCUAUCUGACACAGAGCAGACUGAACCAAACACAGUACUGUGGCUGAGAACAGACCAGACAGAACCAGACCCAGUACUGUGGCUGAGAACAGACCAGACAGAACCAGACCCAGUACUGUGGCUGAGAACAGACCAGACAGAACCAAUCCCAGUACUGUGGCUGAGAACAGACCAGACAGAACCAGACCCAGUACUGUGGCUGAGAACAGACCGAACCAAACCCAGUACUGUGGCUGAGAACAGACCAGACAGAACCAGACCCAGUACUGUGGCUGAGAACAGACCAGACAGAACCAGACCCAGUACUGUGGCUGAGAACAGACCAGACAGAACCAAACCCAGUACUGUGGCUGAGAACAGACCAGACCGAACCAAACCAGAGCUACCUCAUACUGCAUCAUCAGUAUGAAGCGUUAACCAGUACUGUCAACAUCUGAGAUCUAUUGGUUCCUCCCUACACCCGUCAACCACAGCAGCUUCCAUCUGUAUGCUGUUGGUUUGAAGCCCUUAAAUUGGACAGUGGAUGGCGUUUCAUUUGGAUACAAUGCUGUGUGAAUAGACAUUAGUGUCUGCCAUUUUGGGUCUGAACAGUUUCAUUUGGACACAAUGCUGUGUGAAUAGACAUUAGCGUCUGCCAUUUUGGGUCUGAACAGUUUCAUUUGGACACAAUGCUGUGAGAAUAGACAUUAGCGUCUGCCAUUUUGGGUCUGAACAGUUUAAUUUGGACACUGCUGUGAGAAUAGACAUUAGUGUCUGCCAUUUUGGGUCGGAAAAGUGGACAGUUUAAUUUGGACCCAAUGUUGUGUGAAUGGAUAAUUGCCUUGGCGUCUGCCAUUUUGGAUCCCCAUCGGGACUGAACAGUGGACAGAGUCACUGAGUGCUGGAGUGACCACAUUACGUUUCUGUUUAAAACAUAACCCCAAUCUCUCUCUCUCUCUAAGACCUCUUUCUCUCAGAGGGCAGACAUAUUUGGUGAGAUAAGCUACGUACGUUCUUCUUGUUUAUAUUUGAACUGUGUGCCUUUUGUUCAUAAAAAUGUUUAUUUAUGUUAGUUAAUGUAACAUUGAGUAAAUAAAUAAUCUAAAAGAGAAAAUCA